Dovyalis caffra is the source of this 420-nucleotide messenger RNA. The record is from the annotation of a GenBank genome assembly. NCBI's taxonomy places the organism in Eukaryota, Viridiplantae, Streptophyta, Magnoliopsida, Malpighiales, Salicaceae.
AUGCUAUCUUCUUGUCUCUCCAAUCCUGCUCCUCCACGUGUAACAUUCCAGCGACCGUUAGUAACCAACAGCAGCACCACCACUCUCCCGCCGCCAAAUCUGUCUAUAAAGAAACCUCAAGGCAUGGCAUCCUCUUUGUAUGAGAUUCUAAAGAUUCCGGUAGGGGCAUCAAACCAGGAGAUCAAGACUGCUUACCGGAGAUUGGUCAGGACUUGCCACCCUGAUGUCGCUGCCGGUGAUCAGAAAGACUCGUCUGCUGACCAGUUUAUGAAGUUACAUGCUGCAUAUUCAACUCUAUCAGACCCAGAAAAGCGAGCUGUUUACGACAGCAAGCUAUUUGUAAGGAAACAGCGGCCGUUGACCACCAUGGGGUUUUCAGGUUACGGGGGCCGGAAUUGGGAAACUGAUCAGUGUUGGUAG